AUGGCCGAUUCCAUGGCGAAGCUCUCGUCCAAUCUCGCGAUGUUUCGCCCCGGCGUCGCGCUUCCUCCAUCGCAAAGCUGCCGGAAUCGAAGAUUGGUGGUGCGAGCGGCCGCUGGGACGAUCGCCGGAGGAGGAGCCGGGGGAUAUCGUACUAUCAGGAGAAGAGUCGCCAAGGUGCUGUCGAUCGGUGACAAAUCCGCCAAGUUCCGGGACAAGGCAUCCGGGGACUCGCCCAACAUCAAGCUCCUCUCGCGGAUCGAGCAGCUCCGGCUGCUCACCAAGGCCGAGAAAGCCGGCCUCCUCUCCACGGCCGAGAACCUGGGAUUCACGCUCUCCUCCAUCGAGAAGCUAGGGCUCCUCUCCAAGGCCGAGGAGCUGGGCGUCCUGUCCGCCGCCACGGAUCCAUCCACGCCCGGCGCGCUCCUCACCACCGCGCUCGCAUUGCUCCUCCUCGGCCCGGCCUUCGUCUACUUCGUCCCGGAGAACUCGGUGCCGCUCGUCGUGCUCCAGGCCGUGGUGGCGGCGGUGUCCGUGCUGGGAGGAUCGGCCGCGUUCGCGGCAUCGAAUUUCGUGGCCACGAUCCAAGCCGCGAAGUGA
Messenger RNA from Selaginella moellendorffii, 597 nucleotides. RefSeq lists its product as uncharacterized. Bases 1 to 597 code for a protein of 198 amino acids. The transcript has 2 exons. NCBI's taxonomy places the organism in Eukaryota, Viridiplantae, Streptophyta, Lycopodiopsida, Selaginellales, Selaginellaceae. The record is from RefSeq and is a predicted model, not a curated record.